AUCUUUCGUGUUCUGGUACAGUGCCAAUGCUGCUGGAUGAUGCCAUGUUGACGUCGUACCAGUACUGUACAAAGCGCUUACUUUUACACAGCGAAGAUUCCCUGCAAUCGUUCAUUUUUUGCCCAAGCAAUGGCCGAUGCUGCGCCACCAGUUAAGUGUCGCUCAAAACAAUUGAUUAGAAUCACAGCUUGUUGGUUGUAGCCCAAGGCGUAUUCAGACAGGGAACCGAUUAAAACUCCUUUUGGCCAGAAACUGAGUUGCUGCCACCCCAUACCUAGCAAGCAGUGAUUUUCACCAAGCAAUCACAACCAUCGACAAUGACGCCGACAUUCCCGCGCGGUAUCCUAAUUUCCGUCCUGAUCCUGGCGGCAAUUGCAAGUGUCGUGUACGUGCAAAAACCAAGACAUUCUGACAUUCUUCAGGGCCAACUGCCACCAUUAUCUUCAUCAUCGGUAGGUAGUUCCCAGCAACUUCGAUCCGAAGGCAGCAAUAAUAUUGGAGGGAGAAGACUACAUGACAAAAACAAUAACAGGAUACAGCGCGAGACUGGCUGGGAGGAAGCUUCUGAAGAUGAUGGCCAGGAACAACGAGAUCUUGCCCUUUUCGUUGUGAUUCCAGAACUAGAUGAUGAUUUGGAAAAUUCCGAUUCUGGGCUUACAGAUGAUAACGCCAUGGUAAUCAUCGAAGCAGCGCAAAACUUCACUGGAGAAGAAGAUUUACCAGCCGAUUUACCACCACAAAAUACCACUGCCAAUGAGGCUUUUGCAAGUGCUACUGUUUCGAAACCACCAGCUGUCCCAUCCACUCCAAUGCCAACUCCUCGACCAACGGCUUGGCCUAGUCCAAGGCCAAGUCCUCGGCCAACACCCAGGCCAAGUCCUAGACCAACACCCAGGCCAACUCCAAGGCAGACUGGAAAUCCGACACCCAUUCCUUCCCCACGUCCGACACCGAGACCAUCGCCUACUCCUUCUCAAAAGCCCUCUCCUAGACCUUCCCCACGGCCUACGACGGCUGCUCCUACCUCCACAGACGCACCAACCUGGGAACCGUUCGGGCCUAUUCAAUUUGUAGGAAAUGAGCAAAACUUUUAUGCCCCGUACCCUCUGGGAGUCUGCCAGGGCGACUGCGAUAGUGACGACGACUGUGCCGAGGAUCUUUAUUGCUUCCAACGCACCAGAUAUGGUGCAGUGCCAGGUUGCACAGGAGGAGAAGAUUUUGCCUCCACUUCAGACUUUUGCGUUUGGAAUACUACCUGGCCCAGACCCGAUCUCCCCAUUGUGUAUGAAGAUUUUGGAGAUCUUCAGUAUGUCGGCAAUGACGGGACGUUCUAUGCCAUCUAUCCCCUUGGUCCAUGUCAGGGGGAUUGCGAUACGGACGAUGAUUGUGCCGAAAGUCUCUAUUGCCAUCAACGGAAUGGAGGGCAAAACGUACCAGGUUGUAUUGGAGGGGACAUGGACACAACCACAGGAGACUUUUGCGCUUGGAAUACGUCUUUGCCUAGACCAGAUCCAACGCCUGAGAUGCCUGCAGAUGCGUUUCGCUUGAAACUUUACUGGGAAGAAGGCUACUUGUGGCAAAAUGAAACGUUUGAGCGCGAAUGGUGUGUUUUCUACAACUACGACGGUUACCCCGGGACGGGUAUUUGCUGGUACGGACGGGAGCAGCGGAAUUGCAGCAAUUCUGAAUUAUACACAGGGUUAUGCUUGGAUUACGAUCCCCGACAAUGGUUCACGUUUGUAGAACUGGGAAGCACCUAUAGUGGGAAUCCUGAUGUUCCCGAAGUCAUGAUACAAACAGCGUCGGAGGGCUCACCACGAUGUUUAGCCCGACAUCUAAGUGCCCUAUAUUUGAGUCCCAAUUGUAAUCCAGCGGAUGUGCAGCAACGAUUUUUCGCCUUGCGAGGGAGCUUUGAUGGAAUACGCUUUGAACUUGGUCAAUACACUGGGUACACCCACGAAAACUGUGUCACGAAUGCGCAUCAUCCAAAGAGCGGCGAAGUGAUUGAAUUUCAUGUUUGUGAGGAGGCUCGAAAGUUGCAUGAUGAAACGAGCUACUGGGAACUAUUUUGAUUGGGGAACAACACGACAAAUCUCCUAUCGGUUUCUUGCUUGUUUGUGUACAGAUUCGGACCAGUUCCAGACUACAUGGUAUGAAACACACCUAAGAUCGAUUGUCACGACCAACAAAAAGCUCUCUUUCGCUAUUGGCUGGAGGGAAUGGACGGUUUCAAGUGAGCACAGCACGCUCGACAUGUAGCUAGCUAGAUAGAAUGAUUCAAUCAACAAAUGUAAUCACAAAUUACUUGGCUUGUGGCC
Molecule: messenger RNA, 2318 nt
Organism: Seminavis robusta
Lineage: Eukaryota; Bacillariophyta; Bacillariophyceae; Naviculales; Naviculaceae
Source: the annotation of a GenBank genome assembly